UAGUCCCGACCGGCCCCGAUCAGCACUGGGAGCGGACAGCUCCAACUCUGCACAGGGAACACUCAGCUCGGCCCGAUCAGCACCGAAAGGCGGACAGCUCCCGCUACUCCAGACCGCGACUGGACGCCUGUUUCCGGGGUCCGCAGACCCCAGCCCUGCCGGUCGGCUUCCCGGGCGGUCUCGCGGCUCCUGGGCCCGCACCCCCUCAGCCAGACUCCCCCACAAGCCGCGCCGCGCCUCCUCGAGCCGCCAGCCUUUCCCGGGAAGAUGGCGGAUCGCGCCGAGAUGUUCUCUCUCUCCACCUUCCACUCGCUGUCGCCGCCCGGCUGCAGGCCUCCCCAGGACAUAAGCCUGGAAGAAUUUGAUGAUGAAGACUUGUCUGAGAUCACUGAUGACUGUGGCCUGGGCCUCAGCUAUGACUCGGACCACUGUGAGAAGGACAGCCUUUCCUUGGGACGCUCAGAGCAGCCGCACCCCAUCUGCUCCUUCCAAGAUGACUUCCAGGAGUUUGAGAUGAUUGAUGACAAUGAAGAAGAAGAGGAGGACGAAGAGGAAGACGAGGAAGAGGACGAGGAGGAAGAGGAAGAAGAGGAGGGAGAUGGGGAGGGCAAGGAGGGAGGAGGCCCUGAUUCAGAGAUACUUGCAGGGGAGCCCCUUAUUCCCUCUCCUUCCCUGGAGGAGCCCCACAAGCACCGACCCACCACACUCCACCUGACUACUUUGGGUACCCAGGACUCCCUGAACAACAAUGGAGGCUUUGCCCCUGCACCCGGAGCCUCCUGGCCCCAGACUGCACUUUGCUCACCGGGCUUGGAGCCCCGCAGAGAGCACCCUGGUCCCCUCCUGCCCGUGGAAGAGGCAGUCCCUGAGGCACAGGCCCUGCCCCUGGGUUGUGACUGUGAGGGGAACUCUGCACCUGUGCCCGGCGGGGCCUCCCCGACCUCAGAUCCCGGGAUCGAGGCCGACUUGAGGAGCCGCUCCAGUGGAGGCCCCAGUGGCAGGCGAAGCAGCCAGGAGCUGUCAUCUCCAGGCUCAGAUUCAGAGGACGCAGGCGCACGCCUGGGUCGCAUGAUCUCGUCCAUCUCGGAGACUGAGCUGGAGCUGAGUAGCGAUGGUGGCAGCAGCAGCAGCGGCCGCUCCUCGCACCUCACCAACUCCAUCGAGGAGGCCUCAUCGCCUGCCUCUGAACCUGAGCCUGAGCCUGAGCCUGAGCCCCCACGCCGCCCAGCCUUCCUGCCUGUGGGCCCCGAUGAUACCAACAGUGAGUACGAGUCCGGGUCGGAGUCUGAGCCCGACCUCAGCGAGGACGCUGACUCACCCUGGCUGCUCAGCAACCUGGUGAGCCGCAUGAUCUCCGAGGGCUCCUCGCCCAUCCGCUGCCCCGGCCAGUGCCUGUCCCCGGCCCCACGCCUGCCUCCAGACCCGGAGUCGCCACCAGCCACACACUCACAGGACCCUGAGGCACCCACAGGGCCUGGCGUGGAGCUGGUGGACAUGGAGACGUUGUGUGCGCCACCACCGCCUGCACCCGCCACCCCGCGGCCUGGGCCUGCACAGCCUGGGCCAUGCCUAUUCCUUAGCAACCCCACCUGCGACACCAUCACGCCACUGUGGGCAGCCCCUGGCCGCCCCACGCACCCUGGCCGUGCCUGCUCGGCUGCCUGCUCGGAGGAGGAGGAUGAGGAGGAAGAGGAUGAGGUGGAGGACAGUGUGGGUCCCCCAGGGGGCCGGGGCCCGGGCUCCACUGUGCCCCUGGAUGCUUCCUUGGUGUAUGAUGCAGUCAAGUAUACACUGGUGGUGGACGAGCACACACAGCUGGAGCUGGUGAGCCUGCGACGGUGUGCCGGCCUGGGAGAGGACAGUGAGGACAGCAGCGGGGAGGCCAGCGAGGAGGAAGGUGGCGUCGGAAUGCUGGGCAGUGAACAGGGCCCAGCAGAUGCAUCUCCCGACAGCCCUGACCUCACCUUCUCCAAGAAGUUUCUCAAUGUGUUUGUCAACAGCACCUCCCGAUCCUCCAGCACAGAAUCCUUUGGUCUUUUUUCCUGUCUGGUCAAUGGGGAGGAGAGAGAGCAGACCCACCGGGCAGUCUUCAGGUUCAUCCCUCGACAUCCAGAUGAGCUAGAGCUAGAUGUGGAUGAUCCAGUGCUGGUGGAAGCUGAAGAGGAUGACUUCUGGUUUCGUGGCUUCAACAUGCGCACUGGGGAGCGUGGUGUGUUCCCAGCCUUCUAUGCCCACGCAGUGCCUGGCCCUGCCAAGGAUCUGCUAGGGAGCAAGCGGAGCCCCUGCUGGGUAGAACGAUUUGAUGUGCAGUUCCUGGGCUCUGUGGAAGUACCCUGUCACCAGGGCAAUGGCAUCUUGUGUGCAGCCAUGCAGAAGAUUGCCACUGCCCGGAAACUGACUGUCCACCUGCGCCCUCCUGCCUCCUGUGACCUUGAAAUCUCUCUUCGAGGUGUCAAGCUGAGUCUGAGUGGAGGGCCUGAGUUCCAGCGCUGUAGCCACUUCUUCCAGAUGAAGAACAUUUCCUUCUGUGGCUGUCACCCUCGCAACAGCUGCUACUUCGGCUUCAUUACCAAACAUCCUCUGCUGAGCCGCUUCGCCUGCCAUGUCUUCGUGUCUCAGGAGUCCAUGAGGCCGGUGGCGCAGAGCGUGGGCCGUGCCUUCCUGGAGUACUACCAGGAGCACCUGGCAUACGCUUGCCCCACAGAGGACAUCUACCUGGAGUAGCCACCUGCAUCCUCAGCUCCCCCCUCACUGCUCCAGGGCAGCUGCAGCUGCGGUGUCUUGAGGCCACCAUGGCUUGGCAAGGACUGGACUGGGGACAUGUGGGGCCCCACAUCUGUGGGCGUCUCCAAGCUGAGAAAUCUCAUCUUCAAUCCCCAGAGCAUGGCUGUGGGGGCCACAGAGGGUGGAGCCCCUGGUGCCUCCCACUUCUCCUCAGUGCAUCCUUUCUGUGUCCUCUAUCCUGACCUUCAACUUUCCCUUUCCUUCCUCUGUCUUUGCCCUUUUCUGUGCCUGCAGACCUCACCCUUUGCUCUCUAUCUUGGGGUCAGAACUUGGGGGGGUGUGGAGGAAGGUGAGGCUCGAGGUGACCCAUUAUGCAAGCUCCCCAGUAACCCCCCCUGUAUCCUUUCCCUGUAAUUUAUAAAGGAAUUUUAAUUUUUAUAGUGAAUCUCAAGGGAUCAUCCCAUCCUUGACCACAGGAAUAGAGAGGAACCAACCCUACAGGGAGCUGGGGGAAACAGGGAGCAAUUCCUGAGAGCCUUGGGGUGAUUAGGAGUGGUUCUUGAUGUCCAUCAAAACCCCCAUGCUUCUAGGAGGAAGGAGUCCCACUGGGUGCCACCCAGCAUCAUCUGCUUUGCCGCUAACACCCCCGCAGUACAGGAAAAUCUGCCCAUGUGGGCACGCUGUGUACAUGGGCCCUUCGUGUGGCCUCAAUAAACUCUGCUUGGUGUGA
This is a messenger RNA of Cavia porcellus (domestic guinea pig), 3454 nucleotides long. It is a transcript of the gene Mapk8ip2, whose product is annotated as mitogen-activated protein kinase 8 interacting protein 2. Gene Ontology annotation, cellular component: cytoplasm. Bases 268 to 2724 code for a protein of 818 amino acids. NCBI's taxonomy places the organism in Eukaryota, Metazoa, Chordata, Mammalia, Rodentia, Caviidae. Gene Ontology annotation, molecular function: JUN kinase binding; MAP kinase scaffold activity. Gene Ontology annotation, biological process: regulation of JNK cascade; JNK cascade. The record is from RefSeq and is a predicted model, not a curated record. The transcript is spliced from 13 exons.